AUGGAAAAAAUGUCUCUCAAGCUUCUCUUCCUGUUCUCCCUCACUAUCAUAGUCUUUUGUUCGUAUUUAGGUGAUUCAAGAGAGAUGGCGAAGGAAGAGGUGAACUGCUUGCCGCCGGUAGCACCUAUAAUGGACACUUACGAGACUAAUGCAUCUUGCCGUCGAGACAAUGAAUGCAUUAAGCACUGUCCUAAAGGCUGCAAGAUUGUUAACUGUAAUUUUGGAACCUGUUUCUGUGAGUGCUAA
Messenger RNA from Brassica napus (rape), 246 nucleotides. RefSeq names its product putative defensin-like protein 263. Lineage: Eukaryota; Viridiplantae; Streptophyta; Magnoliopsida; Brassicales; Brassicaceae. The coding region runs from base 1 to 246 and encodes 81 amino acids. The transcript has 2 exons. The record is from RefSeq and is a predicted model, not a curated record.